GAACGCUUUGAUUCCGGAUAUUUCUCUUUUGUCUCUCACAGCGUCCACAACGGCGAGUACGGAUACGACGACAACGACACGGCCACGACGACCGACGUCGAGUGUCCGCAGUAGACAUCCAAGAAUUCCACCGUAGUCUGUUAGUUGGUGUAUAUCAAUCCCAACGGUCUUAGAACCUUUUUCAAUUCUCGCCAUUAAUAUUGCAUCGCCGAUAUAUUGACAAGAGACACUUCCUGUCACCCUACAUUCUUUUCAUACCCUUGUUCGCUCCUUCAACAGUUCGACAGCUUUUUGCCCAAUCGCAGGUUGCCAUGUCGUUUCACAACCCAAAAAACAAAGUCUUAAGAAAACGUCAAGAUGGUAUUUUUGGGUCAGAAACAGCAGCUGUUCCUACCGCUACCUCCCUUGGUGUUAACACGGCAGAGCCGGGUUCCAACUCUUUUUCAGCUAUACCUCUAGCGACUACAGGUCCUACCGACACCUCAGUCGCCACACCCUCUUCAUCCCCUACCUCAUCCCCUGCUGCAUCUUCGACAAGUAGCCCAUCGUCAUCAAGCAGCAACAUUCCGAUUGGCACCGUUAUCGGCGCCUGUGUCGGUGCUUUUGCCGCCCUCGCUCUCGUUAUCAUUCUUGCUGUAUGGUACAACAGGCGUUCUUCGAAGCCCGCCGCCUCUAGACAAAUGGAGAAAACCUUGCCCUCCCCUAGUUCGCGGAACGCAGACAAUAAUUAUCACCGCCGCAGGUCCCAUAUGGAAAUAUGGGACAAACUAGAUGACAGUGAGAGCCAAGAGCAGGGACAUACCAAGCGCGUUGCAUCCACAGGACCGAUGGAAAAAUUAGGAGCGAUGUUCAAGCGAACACCGAGCACGACUUCAGGCGAGAAAUCGUCAGAAGGACAUGGUGUUCCAGAGUCGAUCACUCCAAUGCAGUUGGCCAAGUACCAUCCCAAUCUUGCUGAAGAGAUGGCGUCUCUGCCUGCGCGACCAUUCAUGGGUCGCGCCGUGGUCGAAGAGCCAGCUAUUUCAUGGGGCGGGGAGACGGUGGCAGACCAAUCAUUCCUCUCACUUCGGUCCGGUGUGUCUGUGAGGGAGUCCAUGUCGCCCACUAUCGCGAUGGCCAAAUCUACCCCUCCUGCCACUUCUUCUGAGCCACAUCGUUGGGAAUCUGCGGAGGUGAUGCACUAUGACGAGACUUAUGAGGCCGAAGCAGAGGACGAGGAGUCCAAUAAUCCGUACACUGCUGCCAUUAUGAGGAAAAGGAGCACUAGCAAUCCUUUCUUCAAUGCGCAGGAAAAUAAAAAAUCAAUCAAUCCUUUCGCUGAUGCCUAUGCUGCAACCGUUCCACGCAACUUGGGAGAAUCAAAUACUGAAUCUACUAUCAGCGUUACUAGCAAUGAUCGUGCCAUGCAGUCUCUCAUCGCCGCAUUGCAGGUUUCUCCAGAAGAAGUGGAACAGCGUUUGCGUGUUGCCUCCAUGCAACCCUCAUUUUACUCGCGGACCUCUACUAUGAUGACCACCGAUGAGGAAGACAUCACAAGCAUGACGUCCUUCCCUCUUCCACCAACUCAGGUUCCUCGAGGUGGUGAAAUCUGAGGUCACUACGUGCUACUCGGCAGUGGAUUGAUACUUCUCGCGUCAUUCGGCAAUAAUUCCAGUCUCGUUUUUCGGCCGACACACCAUUCAUGUUUAGGUUUUCUACACUAUAUUUCUUCAAUUAGCAAGUCCUGCACACCCUUCAUCUUGUUACCCGUGAUAUACUUCGUUUUUCUUGUCUGUUGUCUACGAUCUGGAAUCGGCCCCCCUUUCUUUGUCAUCUUGACUUGCCAAACUGUUCUGUUAGCUGGAGUUUGAGCUUCUUUUCUUGCGGUAGGUAUGACAUUUCAAAUUGCAUCGACGUUGCAGGGGAAUCGUUGUAUUGGGCAUGUUACUGGUUUAUUUUCAUUGUCCCCUCACUGAAACUAUUGAAGAAGAGCAGAGUACUUGGCAUUGUUUGAUUCUUCUUAUUUAUAUCGCAAUGUUCCCUCCAUUUUUGGUGGUGCUUGGUUUACUCUCGCGUAUUGUAGCCUUUCAUCAUUCAUGCGAUGGAGGUAUGCUUGCUUGUAGUUAUACAGAACUUAUAUGAUACAUACAUACGUUGUUAAAAUACAGAGGGUUCAUUUGAGGUUUAUCACGACAUAGUCGACCUUUGCUUCUCCCUUGCCGCCGCCGAUAGCUUCAUUGCCAUAUACCUUCGAGUUGUUAAGUUUGAUUGAAGCAAGUGACGAAGGUGGCAGAAAUUUUUUAAAGCUUUGCGAAGCUUCUCAUAAGUAGCUGG
Molecule: messenger RNA, 2313 nt
Organism: Serpula lacrymans var. lacrymans S7.9
Lineage: Eukaryota; Fungi; Basidiomycota; Agaricomycetes; Boletales; Serpulaceae
Exons: 2
Coding region: 312-1592 (426 amino acids)
Source: RefSeq, a predicted model, not a curated record